This is a messenger RNA of Branchiostoma belcheri (Belcher's lancelet), 1369 nucleotides long. RefSeq names its product transmembrane protein 68-like. Gene Ontology annotation, cellular component: membrane. NCBI's taxonomy places the organism in Eukaryota, Metazoa, Chordata, Leptocardii, Amphioxiformes, Branchiostomatidae. Bases 59 to 1216 code for a protein of 385 amino acids. The transcript has 8 exons. The record is from RefSeq and is a predicted model, not a curated record. Gene Ontology annotation, molecular function: acyltransferase activity.
UUUGGUGAGUUCCUUAUGUGACGAGACAGAAACAUCGCCACGUUUAGUGGUUGAAAUCAUGCUCGUCUUCGCCCUAUAUACCAUGGUGCACUUGGCUGACGGGGUCACAUCCAGUUUUUGUGUGACAGGUGGCAAUUGCAGUGCAGUGACGUCUGGUUCCCCCGCCACCGCGUCCGUUCAUCUGGCUCCAGAGUCCAGCCCGGUCUGUAACUCCACCACAGAACAACUCCUCACCAACGCCACCAUCUUGUCAUGGACGGAGAGCGUCACCGUUACCAUAGAAACGCUCCACGGUGUCAUGGAGUAUCUCGGCAUGAACAAUCUAGACUGGGAGACUGUGUUCAUCUACUGGAUCCUGCUGCCCACGGCUGUCCUCUACAUUCUCCCCUGGAGCAUGGUCGGUUCCCUGUACGUCACGGCGAUCAUCAUCCACCGGUUUGGCGAGAAGCACAACCUGACGGACCCGUUUGCCGGGGAUGUCUGGUUACCAGCGCGGCGGAUGGCCUCCGCCUUCUGGGAUAUCCAGGCAAAGUUUUGGCACGGCCAUGAGAUCCAUGGUUUGGAGAAGCUGCCCAAACACGGUCCCGGGAUGCUGGUGUACUAUCAUGCCACCGUGCCGUUAGACUUCUACUACGUGCUGGCGAAAAUCAAUCUCGUACAGAACAGACCUCUCUGGGCCGUGGCCGACCACUUCAUGUUCAACAUUCCAGGGUGGAGAUUCAUGCUGCACACGAUGGGUGUGACGUCAGGCGAACACCAACACUGCGUCCAAGUACUGAAGAAGGGGAACCUGCUGGGCCUGGCGCCCGGCGGCCUCAGGGAAGCUCUCUUCGGCGACGAGAACUACAGACUCAUAUGGAGAAGGAGAAUGGGGUUCGCCGCCGUGGCGAAAGAGGCCGGAGUGCCUAUCUUUCCCAUGUUUACACAAAACUGCCGAGAGGCCUUCAGAACACCGCGAAUGGGAAAACGCUUCCUGGAGUGGGUAUAUGAGAAAACGAGGAUGCCUGUUGUUGGUAUCUAUGGAGGAUUCCCUGUCAAACUCAGAACCUAUAUAGGAGACCCUAUCUACGAUCCCAACCUUUCCGCUGAAGAGCUUGCUAAGAAGACUCAUCGUGCUCUGGAAGACAUGAUCGCUGCUCACCAGAAAAUUCCAGGAAAUUUACUUCGCGCCCUUCUGGAAAGAAUUCCUGCCUUCCGCUCCGAAAGGAAUGACUGAAUUAUUUUAUGGAAUCAUCUUAUCGGAUCGGUUCUUUAAAAAAAACAUAUCAUGUAUAUGUUGGAAGACGAACAUUCCAUUGCACCGUUUGAAAUUAUAGCAAAGAGGUACCGGCCUUUGUUGUUAUAAUAAUAAAGAUGAUUUUGAGCUAGU